AUGGAUAAAUUCAAGGAGGAUGUCAAUACGAAUAUUUUUUUCAGCGUAGCGGACAGUGGUGUAAUUCAUAAAGGGGAUAAAAUUAGCUCUCUUCGCGGUGAACUUGAGGCUGCUCAAGGUAAACUUACCGAGUCAGAAAAGGACAAGAAAAAAGCUGAAGAAGAGCUUUCGGUAAAGGAACAAGAAAAUAGCAUGCUUCAAAGGAAAGUUUCUCAACUUGAAUCGGAUUUAGAUGAAGCUGAAAAGGGUUUCAAAGAAGCCACGGAGAAGUAA
Messenger RNA from Funneliformis mosseae, 273 nucleotides. The record is from the annotation of a GenBank genome assembly. NCBI's taxonomy places the organism in Eukaryota, Fungi, Glomeromycota, Glomeromycetes, Glomerales, Glomeraceae.